Messenger RNA from Sander lucioperca (pikeperch), 3532 nucleotides. RefSeq names its product phospholipid scramblase 2-like. Gene Ontology annotation, molecular function: phospholipid scramblase activity. Gene Ontology annotation, biological process: plasma membrane phospholipid scrambling. NCBI's taxonomy places the organism in Eukaryota, Metazoa, Chordata, Actinopteri, Perciformes, Percidae. The transcript has 8 exons. The record is from RefSeq and is a predicted model, not a curated record. Gene Ontology annotation, cellular component: plasma membrane. Bases 419 to 1387 code for a protein of 322 amino acids.
CAGCCAACAUGAUACUAGAACAAAUAGAAACAAUAUAUUUUACAAAUAGUUUCCAGUUUCCGCCAACCGGAUGAUACAUAGCUUACUCCUUGUGUUCUCACACGGAACCCUUAAUAAAGGUCGUAUGACUCUGAAAGGGGAGGAGGAUAUGAGUAAGUAUUGACGACAGGGAGGAGUGACAGAAACAACGCAGCGACGAGAAACAGGUUAGGUAGAAGACGAUAAAAAACGCCUACUUGGCUCCAUGCAUGAGCCUUUUUCCUUUUCUUCAAUAAAUUAGUUUUCAAUGUAAUUUUUCUAGCUGGGACCGAGAAGAUAUCUGCUGUCAGAGAGUUUCCCAUAGAGACCCUGGGAGUGGAGCCAGAAGUGUGACUUCCUUUCACUCCGUGCCCAGAAAGGUUUCAUCCAGCCCCUCGCCAUGUCUGCUCCUGGUUACCCAGGCUCUUACAGCCACUCACCCUACCCAAUGCCUCAGCAAGGCGGCCAGUCCGUAGCCCCUUAUCCAGUUCCUCAGGGGGGGUACGGAGACCCCAGUCAAGCCCCUCCACCAGGCUUCAACAUGGGCUACAGUCCAGCCCAAGCUCCUAUCAUGUAUCAGCCUGGUGCGGUCGGCCCAGGCCCAGUUCCAGUUCCAGGACCGGAGUAUGGUGCCCCUCCGGGAGGGAUUGCGCUGGCUCCAGCUGGGUCUCCAGCUGUGGUUCCUGUUGGUGUCCCACCAGGGCUCGAGUACCUCACACAGAUUGACCAGAUCCUGAUCCAUCAAAAAGUGGAACUCCUAGAAGCAUUCAUCGGGUUUGAGACCAACAACCAGUACGAGAUAAAGAACAGUCUGGGCCAAAAGAUCUACAAGGCCAAAGAGAAGAACGACUGCUGCACCAGGAACUGCUGCGGCUCGCUGCGCAGCUUCGACAUGAAGAUCAAGGACAACAUGGACACGGAGGUCAUCCGUCUCAUACGGCCUUUCCGCUGCGUCUCCUGCUGGUGUCCCUGCUGCCUGCAAGAGAUGGAGGUCCAGGCGCCGCCAGGCACCACCAUAGGCUAUGUCAAACAGGACUGGCACCCUUGCCUGCCAAAGUUUUCCAUCCAGGGAGCCAACAAGGAGACCUUGAUGAAACUGGAGGGGCCCUGCUUUGCCUGCAACUGCUGUGGGGAUGUCAACUUUGAGCUGAAGAGCAAAGAUGGUGACACGCCCAUUGGUCGCAUCAGCAAGCAGUGGACCGGCCUUUUGAAGGAAGUCUUCACAGACGCGGACAACUUUGGCAUCCAGUUCCCGCUGGACCUGGACGUGAAGAUGAAAGCUGUGCUCAUGGGAGCCUGCUUCCUCAUUGAUUUCAUGUUCUUCGAAAAGGUCGGGGACGCCAACCAGCGCAGCACGGUGUUUUCAUAACAGAAGGGAAAACUACAGCAUUAGAGCAAGUGCCAGAUAUGCAUUCUCUGUUCAUAUACUUUGUUUUUUAAAAUUCUGCCUUCACCAAAUUCCAGCCAAAAUGGCGUCAAUCCCAGGAUCAUUUUAUACAAACAGACCAAAAUGAGCCGAUAAACUCUUGAUUCCAGAUGACUGCCAAGGAUUAUUUUUGAUAUCUAUCCAAACUCAGUUAGUGAUACCUGCUGCCGUGUUACCAAGGUUUUUUUUACAUUGCAUGCAGUCUGUAGUUUUAUCUAUUUGAAGUGAAUGAAUGCACCACCAUCUGAGAUUUAAUCCCUGCCAAAGAAAGUCACCAUCACCCCCUCAAUGUCGUUUUCAGUGCCCACAAAUAGAAAUAAGAGUGGAUUUCAACCCAAUUAUAUGCUUAUCUAUUAUUAGCACACUCUUAUAGGUCUAGUGUGAGUGCAAUACUGGUGUGGAUCUAUGGGAUCAUCUUGUAUUGUUAGCUGUGCGAGCAGCUAGCAUAUACUUUGUGUUUAGCAUGAAAACAAGCUAAAUUAUGAUGCCUAACAUGGUAAAAAAAAAAAAAUACCUGCGGAACAUGUUAGCAUUGUCAGCAUGUUAGCAUGCGGACAUUUAGCUCAAAGCACUGCUGUACCUCAGUACAGCCUCAGAGCAGCUAAUGUGGCUGUAGGCUUUUAAUCUUAUACUUCAACAAAAGAUGUAUAUAGAACCUGAACAUUAGUCAUUUUUUAGCUUAAAUAGGGAAGUGGUGGUUGGGUCAGCGAGAGGAGUUGUGAACACAGCAGUUGACACAUGCUGAGGCUAUUUACCAAAGUGCUCCUUCUUCUACCUCUCAGCAGCCUUUCUCUUCCUCGAAGCCCUCCGUCUUAAACCCUAGUACAUUAUCUAACAACCCUGUAGCAUAGACUAUAGUUCUUAAACCAUAGUACAUUAUCUAACAACCCUGUAGCAUAGACUAUAGUGUAAAUGCUCUCAUGCCCCCUCUGUAGUUUAUUGGUUGCCAUGGAGACAGACAUCACUGCCAAACCUCAGCCUCCAAUUCCUCCAGAUACCAGCGCCUUGAACAUGUGCCAGGGUAAUGAUUUAGACGAGAAAGUGAGUGUAGGUUAAGGUUAAGAGGAGGAAUAAUUCAAGUAAAGGAAUAGAAAGAAAAUAAAAAGCAGAAGUUGAGGUUAGUAAACGUUAAUCUGACUGAAAACCCUUGUCGGUGGUGGGUUUAAGGAAACACAUGAACUUUCUGUAUUUGUGUAGCAGAAAGAGACCUGAAUGUAAAGUUGUCAUGUGAAAUUUAGUUUUUGUUUUAGCUUAUAUUGCUUUAGAAUGAAUAAAUCAAUGGCCUAUUGCCUAUAAUGCAACAUAACAUGGGUGUGCCUCCUGUGAGGCUUGGUUGCCACUAGUGCUCUCAAAUCCAGACCACAGCUCUCUUACGCUGUCAGUAACUACAUGUGUCUUAUAUAAAGGCCAGGGUAAUAAGUCCUUCCUUUGAGGCUUCCAUUUUUUUUAUUGAUCUCACUACUUGAUGUAAAUAAGCUUGCAUAGACUUGAGUUAAAUAAAUCAAACAUUAUGGCUGCUAUUAUUGUUGCCACAGUUAUGUUGUAUUCAUUGCAGUGCAGAUUUUUCAAAUCAAUCUGCACUUUUGUCGCACCACACGAUAGUUAAAUAACCGUAGUAAGACAUAAUAACAUAACAAUUGCAUUAGUAUGAACUUUAGUUAGCAGUAGUUUAUUAAGCACUUUUAAACAAAACAACUCAUUAAUAACCUUAUUUUUUUGUUAUUUUCAUUCAUUGUCUUUCAUGAUUAUAAUUGUGCUUUGCCAACACAUGUCGAACGUCAUGCCAAUAAAGCCUAUUGAAAUGAAAAAUGUAAGUUGAAUUGCUACCAUCAGCCUCUGUGCAGUCUGACAUCUGAUAAGGAAAGAGGAAAGGAAAGUAGCCAAAGGAUGUACAGUACAUGUAUUGCAAAUGUUUAUUCAUUGUGUCAGUUUGAUGUUUAUCUGCAGAACUUGCUUUUGAAAAAUUUGUUAUAUCUGCUUUCCUGUUUAUAUCAAAACAAGUUUGUACCAUUUUUCUUGUAUCUUGUAAAUCACAUUUUUUACACCAAAAAUACCCUGUACUUUAGAAAUAAAACAAUUGCCAUAUUA